GAAAGAGACUCGCUCCCUUCUAUCAUAACUGUUGAACAUUUUCGUUUCUUUACUAUCUCUCUGUGCGCUCUUGAGAUGUUGGCUACCAUAAAGAACAUUUCCGUAACCUACGACGGUAUGGGCAAAACCUUUAGCAGCGGCGACUUCAUUUCGGGGCGAAUAACGUUGGAAUUAGGAAAAGAUUGUAAAAUAGAUUAUCUUUCCAUAAAAGCAAAGGGAAAGUCAGAAGUCCGUUGGACAGAACAUCAUAAACAUUCAACUAUAACUUACCAUUCCAAGGACAAGAUGUUCAGCAUUGAACAAUUUAUCAUUCGAGAACAAAAAGGCCAAGAUUGUAAUGUCGUAGCUCCUGGAACUCACGUUUACCCAUUCACAUUUCAGAUCCCUCAACAAGCAAUGCCAUCAUCCUUUAAAGGCGCCUGGGGGAAAAUCCUGUAUACGUUAGAGGCCAAGUUGAGCAGACCAAUGAGGAUAUCCAGCAAAGCCAGGGCUGAGUUCCCCUUUGUCUCCAAGGCAGACCUGGGCAGCAUCCCUGAGCUGAUGAUCCCUCAGCAUGGAACCAAGGAUAAAAAGAUGAAGUUAUUCACCUCAGGAAAAGUGGGAAUGGACAUUCACAUGGAGAGAAUGGGCUACUACUUAGGUGAAGACCUAAAGGUUGUGGCAUCCAUUGAGAAUAGCUCCUCUCGUGAGAUCAAGCCCAAGUACACCCUGUACCAGAAGGACAGCUUCUUUGCGAGGGGAAAGAGGAGGGUGUCCACCAAAGACAUCCUGAAAGAGCUGGGAGAGCCCAUCCCGCCAUCUGGGAAACUGAAAGUCACUAAAGUCCUUAAAAUCCCACAACACAUUGUUCCAUCCAUCCUCACCUGCAGUAAUAUUAAAUGCGAGUACAGGCUGAAGAUCGUCCUGGAUGUUCCCUAUGCCAGAGACCCAGAAAUCAAAUUGCCACUGGUCAUCCUCCCUGCAACUCAAACGCCUGGACUGCAGCCGCCACCUUACUCUGACUUUGGUUUUGACUCGUUCGGGAAUGCAAACCAACCCGGAUGGAACAGCACACCACAAUUUCCGGGAGCCUAUCCACCAAUGGCCCCAGGAGCCUAUCCACCAAUGGCCCCAGGAGCCUAUCCACCAAUGGCCCCAGGAGCCUAUCCACCAACGGCCCCAGGAGCCAAUCCACCAACGGCCCCAGGAGCCAAUCCACCAAUGGCCCCAGGAGCCUAUCCACCAAUGGCCCCAGGAGCCUAUCCACCAAUGGCCCCAGGAGCCUAUCCACCAAUGGCCCCAGGAGCUUUAGCGCCUCCCCCAGCCUACGGAACGUACCCAUCCUUGUCUGAUUUUGGUGGUAAAUCCUAGUGGGAGAAAAGAUAAGAGGGUAAAAAUAUAACAAAUGAAUGCAUUGUAUAUGAUAAAUGCGCAGUUCUCUAUCUCUUUAGACUUCCAUUUAUACUUCCAUACUUCUCUGUUGUUGAUGUUUCUUGUCAUUGACAUGACAACGUGUGUAACUUCAAUAUCUUUGUGGAAAUGCCAACUAUGAAUAAUGAAAUGGAACAAAGUUCUGCUGUGAAUAUUGCUGUUACGAAUGUAACGAUGAAUGUCCUAAUUUCAUGGUGGUGCUGAUAUUCUAAUAAAAAAUCUAUUAUAUAUAUAUGGCAAUUUCCAAAUAAGUACAGUGAAAUAAAAAGCAGGAACGUCCACGAUGAUAAUAGGCUACUGGUCCAUUUUUUUUAUGAUGAGAUACAUAAAACCAGGAACACCAACUAAAUACCACACCCUAUGCAUACAUAAACCUUAUAUAGGCCUUUAUAACUUUUUAUUUGAUGGAGAAGAAUCAGAGUUAUGCUGUCACAAGUAUUGGAAAAUUAAUCAGAUGUGACUUUAAUGAUGACAUUGCAAAUAUUGUGGGUGUAGACCUACUUAUUGUCCCUGCCUUUUGUAAAUACAGACCUCCUCCCUUACUAUGUUAUAUUAAAGACCGUUGUGAACCCUA
Messenger RNA from Oncorhynchus gorbuscha (pink salmon), 1984 nucleotides. RefSeq names its product arrestin domain-containing protein 3-like. The transcript is spliced from 6 exons. NCBI's taxonomy places the organism in Eukaryota, Metazoa, Chordata, Actinopteri, Salmoniformes, Salmonidae. Gene Ontology annotation, cellular component: cytoplasm; plasma membrane. The coding region runs from base 76 to 1350 and encodes 424 amino acids. Gene Ontology annotation, biological process: protein transport. The record is from RefSeq and is a predicted model, not a curated record.